Cygnus atratus (black swan) is the source of this 1225-nucleotide messenger RNA. RefSeq names its product ubiquitin C-terminal hydrolase L5 (gene UCHL5). Gene Ontology annotation, biological process: ubiquitin-dependent protein catabolic process; protein deubiquitination. The transcript has 11 exons. Lineage: Eukaryota; Metazoa; Chordata; Aves; Anseriformes; Anatidae. Gene Ontology annotation, cellular component: cytoplasm; Ino80 complex. The record is from RefSeq and is a predicted model, not a curated record. Gene Ontology annotation, molecular function: cysteine-type deubiquitinase activity; proteasome binding. The coding region runs from base 149 to 1144 and encodes 331 amino acids.
CCCCGUCCCGUCCCGUCCCCGCCCCGGAGAUGGGCUGCGGGGGCUGCCGGGAAAGGAGCGCCGCGCCUCGGCCUUGCCGCGGAGCCGUUGCCGGUGGUGGCUGCACUCGCGCGCUCCUUCCUUCCCCUCAGGGCUCGGAGCUGCCGCCAUGUCGGGAGGCAGCAGCGCCGGGGAGUGGUGCCUCAUGGAGAGCGACCCCGGCGUCUUCACCGAGCUCAUCAAGGGCUUCGGUUGUAGAGGAGCACAAGUUGAAGAAAUAUGGAGCUUGGAGCCAGAAAAUUUUGAAAAACUGAAGCCAGUACACGGGCUCAUUUUCCUAUUCAAGUGGCAGCCUGGAGAGGAACCAGCAGGUUCUGUUGUUCAGGAUUCCAGACUGGAUACAAUAUUUUUUGCUAAACAGGUAAUAAAUAAUGCUUGUGCUACUCAAGCCAUAGUGAGUGUGCUAUUAAAUUGCGCUCAUCAAGAUAUCCAUCUAGGAGAGACUUUGUCAGAAUUUAAAGAAUUUUCACAAAGUUUUGAUGCCGCGAUGAAAGGUUUGGCACUAAGCAACUCAGAAGUGAUUCGGCAAGUUCACAACAGUUUUGCCAGACAACAGAUGUUUGAAUUUGAUGCAAAGUCUUCAGCAAAAGAAGAAGAUGCAUUUCACUUUGUAAGCUAUGUUCCUGUUAAUGGACGGCUAUAUGAACUAGAUGGAUUAAGGGAAGGACCAAUUGAUUUAGGUGCGUGCAAUCAAGAUGACUGGAUAAGUGCUGUACGGCCUGUCAUAGAGAAACGUAUACAAAAAUACAGUGAAGGUGAGAUAAGGUUUAAUUUGAUGGCUAUUGUGUCUGACAGAAAGAUGAUAUAUGAACAGAGAAUUGCAGAAUUACAGCGGCAACUUGCAGAGGAGGAGCCUAUGGAUACAGAUCAAAGUAGUAACAUGUUAAGUUCUAUACAGUCAGAAGUUGCAAAAUACCAGAUGUUAAUUGAAGAAGAAAACCAAAAAUUAAAAAGAUAUAAGAUUGAAAAUAUUAGAAGAAAACAUAACUACUUACCUUUCAUCAUGGAAUUAUUGAAGACUUUAGCAGAACACCAACAGUUAAUACCAUUAGUAGAAAAAGCAAAAGAAAAACAGAAUGCCAAGAAAGUUCAGGAGGCCAAGUGAAGAUGACUGCAAAAUACAUACAAUUAUGUGCUUCUGAAACUAUUUUCAUGACAACAAAUAAAACUUUUCAUAAACUUUAAA